AUGACGAAAGGAAGCGCCACCUCGACGUCCGGGGUCGAGUUCGAGUUCGUAGUGGGCAACAACCCGGAGCAGCUCAAGGGGACGACCAGCCGCCACGUCCGCUCGCAUGCCGCCCGCCUGGGAUGGAAGGCUCACCACCAGACCUCGUCGUCCUCGGGCGGCAAGCGGCAGGAGCAGAAGCAGCGGAAGCGCCGGCAGACGACCAGGUCUUACAAAGUCACGUUUGAGUGCGUUGAAGUCGAAGAAGUCGAGGAAUCAGUGGACGGGCGGGGCGCAUAUGGACAGCAGCCGCGGCAGCAACCGUGGGAGGAAGCCAAUCCCUUCGCAGGAGCUCCACCGCCACCGACCUUCGACUGGCUCCUUGGGGGCCUCCGUGUCGACCCCUUCCGGUCGUACCCCUGCCGCUGGCGCCCGUUCAUUCCCGCCGUCGUCGACCACUACAUCGUUCACAUGGCCCAGGACAUACCGGAGUUAGACCAGCCCGGAAACCGAGGCCUCUUGCGGACAAAGUGGUUCCCCCUGGUCAUGUCCGAGGCCGCCACCUUCCAGGUGGUGCUGCUCCUCGCCGCGUCCAACAUGGUCUCGGUCAAGGGCGUCGCCGGCGCCGGGUGCCAGAUCCUGCAGCUCAAAGCCGACGCUAUCAACACCAUCACUAAGUCGUUUGUCGGCGAUAGCGACGGCGGCGGCAGCAGCAACGACAGCAACAACAACAACAAGAAGAAGGAGGAGAGCCAGGUCUCGGACGCCAUGGUCGGCGCGGUGGCGAAGAUGGCCAGCUUCGAGGCCAUGCACGGCAACCUCGAGUCGUACCACGUCCACAUGCAGGGCCUGCACCGCAUGGUCUCUGUCCGGGGCGGCCUGAUGGCCCUGGGCCUCGAGGGCCUGCUGCGCCGCAUCAUCGUCUGGAUCGACUUGAACUCGUCCUUCUUGCUCAACAUACCGAGGUACUUCCCGGGGGAGAUGUUCUCACUGGAGGAGAGUGAGGACUCUGAUGUCGAGCCCGAGCCCAACCCUGCUCGGUUCACGGCUGCUUGA
Thyridium curvatum is the source of this 1035-nucleotide messenger RNA. RefSeq lists its product as uncharacterized. The transcript has 2 exons. Bases 1 to 1035 code for a protein of 344 amino acids. The record is from RefSeq and is a predicted model, not a curated record. NCBI's taxonomy places the organism in Eukaryota, Fungi, Ascomycota, Sordariomycetes, Thyridiales, Thyridiaceae.